GUUCGCUCUCUCUUUGAAAGGUCGUGUGGUGGUAAAGAUGGCUCGGGCUUGGACGAUCACGGGUAUUUUUUUCAACAUUUUUAUCUUGUUUCUGGUCCUAUUUACUUUUACGGAAUCACUAAAUGUCAAUAAGGGGACAUCACGACCCAGAAGGCCCACUGUCGAAAUCCUCACGACAACAACCAAAGCACCGAAGGAUGAUAGCGGCGCCGCUCUUUAUAGAUUCAUUAAUCGGAAUACCGACGCUACAUGUAUUUUGCUGAAGACAGACGGCGUUGUUGAGGUUAACUUUCUACUUCAUGGACUGGAAGAACAAGCCGAUUCCUUUAUCCCAGAAAACGCUAUGGUUACUGGAAACUGUGCCAAAGAAGAUACUGUUAAGAUGAAUAUAGGAUGGACUGGUUAUAGUUUAGCGCUAACAUUUGAUAAGACUCCUGGUGGAGAUCACUGGUACUUGUCCAAUGUCGAACUAACAGUAAGCAUUAUCGAUAAUGAUAAAUUUAAUGGAAUCAAAACUCGAGAUAAUACUCUUAAACUCUACAGCAGUAAAAUGUUGAUACCCACCCCGGUGGGCAAAUCUUACUUGUGCCCUCGCGUGAGUAUUCCUUUGGAAACCGACGAGGCCGAUCAUCCUCCGAAAAAUGUGCAUGGAUCGCUACUCCUGAGGCUGCUUCAGGUCCAGGCUUUUAUGUAUCGCAGUGAAAAUUUCUCUACGCCGUUCGAGUGUAAAUCUCAAAGGAGCUUUAGGAGUGAAACAGCACCAAUUGCAGUGGGCUCAACGCUAGCUAUAGCUGCUUUAGCAACUGUCACAGGAUACGGAGUAUUUAGGUAUUUUAAAGUAAAAAAUGUCCAGUAUAACACCAUGGAAUAAGCGUUUUUUUUUUAAUUUUCUAUUGUAAAUUAAUAUUUCUUAUUACUACUUUAAUUUGUUAGACUUAGAGCAAAUCAAGUAUCGACUCAACGUUAAUUACAUAGCUAUUUAUUAAUUAUUGCUAGAUCUGAUAUUCUAAUAUACUAUAAUAUCUAUAUAAAAUAGCUCAUUCCAAUAUUUUAAGAAAUAAAUCUAGAACGCACUGAACAUAUUUGAUAUUUCGCACAUUUUAUCAACUUUUGUAUUUCUUCCGUAUGCACAAAUUUAUAGCGUAGCAUCUAAGAUAGUUUAAUCGUAAAUAUUGAAGAAACUUUUGUGGCCAAUGUACUUAAAAGAGUAGUUAGUACACCCUGUAUAUAAAAUGGAGAAAGUCCCUGAAGCUCAAAGAUGGAUGGCUUAAAAUUUAGUUUUGUGACAAAUUUAUUGGUGAAAGCAUAAUAAUUGCACUCACCAAAAAUGCCAAGUUUUUCAAUAUAGUUUUAUUAAUUUUAAAUUAAAUGGGCCUUAAAAUACCAAAACUAUAAUAAGGAACAUUAAAAAGAUAAUAAGGAACACUGAAAAGUUAAUAGUAAGGAUGGUAUUUUAAACAAAUUUAAUGAUUUAAUACGUUAUGGUAUUAUUUGUGAGAAUGUUUUAGUAAUUUAUAUAGAGUUUUUAUAUAAAUAAAUUAUUGUACAAAGAGAAAGAAAAUAGGAUUAUGUAUUUAGAAAUAAGAAUUAAUUGUUCUUGCCUAGUAUUUGGAAUUUGUGAUUAAAUCUAUACAAUGAUAAUUUCAGUUUGGCAUAAGCUCAGUUAAUUUUUUUUAAUUUUUUUAAUAAAAUAUGUAAACCCAUGAAUUUUUUGAAGUUCAUAUUAUUAGCAAUUUUAAUCUGUACUUAACCUGAUAAAUUUGUUGCUCAACUAAAUUUUUAUACUGUCGUUUUAUACUGUUUUUCUAAUAUUUUUCUUUGCUCAUAUAUCGGUAGUAUUAUAUACAGGGUUGUCAACAAUUGCUUAAAAAAUAUUUAUCUUAUGGAAUAAAAAUUCUGAAGAAUCAGCUUAUGGAUGUAGCUUAUACAGGGUGUCCCAGAAAUAAGUGCAAGUAUUUUAA
Molecule: messenger RNA, 1961 nt
Organism: Sitophilus oryzae (rice weevil)
Lineage: Eukaryota; Metazoa; Arthropoda; Insecta; Coleoptera; Curculionidae
Exons: 6
Coding region: 38-871 (277 amino acids)
Cellular component (GO): membrane
Source: RefSeq, a predicted model, not a curated record